Messenger RNA from Rosa chinensis, 1758 nucleotides. RefSeq lists its product as uncharacterized. The coding region runs from base 1 to 1758 and encodes 585 amino acids. The transcript has a single exon. NCBI's taxonomy places the organism in Eukaryota, Viridiplantae, Streptophyta, Magnoliopsida, Rosales, Rosaceae. The record is from RefSeq and is a predicted model, not a curated record.
AUGGACAAAUCAUGGAUGCAUGCUGAUAGGAGAUCGCGAGCUUUUGAGUUAGGAGUUGAAGAAUUGAUUAUGUUUGCAUUAGAGAGUGGUUGUGAUGUCAAUAAGGUUUGCUGCCCUUGUAUGAGAUGUGGUCAUGGUAAAUCUUGGAAGGCUAGGGUAGUAAGGGAUCAUUUGGUUGAGUUUGGUAUUGAUAAAACUUACACAAAAUGGAUAUGGCAUGGGGAACUCUCGUCAAAUGAGAGUAGCGAACCCGAAGGGAAUUCUGAAACUGUAGAAAUGGCAGGUAAUGACACUGUGGGGGGGUCUGAUGAUCAUGAGUUUUCAGUAGACUCUGAUGAGUUUUUAAGGUUUGUUGAGGAUGGCGACAAACCUCUUUACCCUGGCUGUACGCGUUUUACCAAGUUAAAUGGACUUGUUAAAACUUACAACCUCAAAGCAAAGCAUGGGUUGAGUGAUGCUUGCUAUUCUGACAUGUUGAUAUUGAUUGGAAUAUUGCUUCCAGAAGGUAAUGAAGUGCCAAGUUCUUUUUAUGAGGCCAAAAAGAGUUUGUGUGCGUUGGGAAUGAAUUAUGAAAAGAUACAUGCGUGUCCUAACGACUGUAUCUUAUACAGGGAUAGUAAUGUUGAUGCCACUAGCUGCCCUACUUGUGGUCUCUCUAGGUGGAAGUUGGGAAAGAAUAAAGUAGAAAAAGUUGGGGUUCCAGGGAAAGUGUUGUGGUAUUUUCCACCUAUACCUAGAUUUAGAAAGAUGUUUCAGUCGACUAGUACAGCUAAAAGCUUGACAUGGCAUGCUGAUGAGCGACUGAAGGAUGAUAAAAUGAGGCAUCCGGCUGACUCCCCUACUUGGAAGUUAGUGGACGAUAAGUGGCCUGCUUUUAGUUCAGAGCCUAGGAAUCUAAGGCUAGCGCUGUCGUCUGAUGGUUUCAAUCCCCACAGUUCCCUUUCUAGUAGAUAUUCUUGUUGGCCUGUCAUACUAGUAACCUACAAUCUUCCCCCAUGGCUCUGCAUGAAGAGGAAGUACAUGAUGCUCACCUUGUUAAUCUCUGGACCUAAACAGCCUGUAAAUGACAUUGAUGUCUAUCUCCAGCCCUUGAUAGAUGAUUUGAAGAUUUUGUGGGAUGGGGUUGAAGGGGUAUAUGAUGGUUAUAGAAAAAAGUACUUCAAACUUAAAGCAGUGCUCUUUUGGACAAUUAACGACUUCCCUGCAUAUGGGAAUUUGUCAGGCAGCAUUGUGAAAGGGUACAAUGCUUGUCCUGUUUGUUUACAGCAUACCAAACCUCAUAGGCUGGCUCAUGGUCAAAAGAUGUCGUAUAUGCGGCAUCGGAGAUUCUUACCACGUUACCAUCCUUAUCGAAAACAGGCAGCAGUUUUCGAUAACACUGAAGAACGUGAUCUCGCUCCUAUUCCAUUAAGUGGACAUGAGGUGCUGCAAAGAGUAGAAGGUAUGAACUGGCCUUUUGGUAAAAAGCACCCUCAUCCUCCAUAUAAGGGUGCUGAAGAUGAGAGUAGACCAUGUUGGAAGAAGAAAUCUGUUUUCUUCGAACUUGAGUACUGGAAGUUUCUUCCCGUUCGACAUAAUCUUGAUGUAAUGCACAUCGAGAAAAAUGUUUGCGAUGCAUUAAUCGGUACAUUGUUGAAUAUUCCUGGGAAAACCAAAGAUGGGGUGGCUGCUCGUUUAGAUAUGGUGGCAAUGGGUAUAAGGGCUGGUUUGAAGCCUAAAAUUGGGGGGAAAAAAGAGAAAUUACCUUUGGCAAGCUAG